Heterostelium album PN500 is the source of this 1812-nucleotide messenger RNA. RefSeq names its product ankyrin repeat domain-containing protein. Gene Ontology annotation, molecular function: protein binding. The transcript is spliced from 3 exons. The coding region runs from base 1 to 1812 and encodes 603 amino acids. The record is from RefSeq and is a predicted model, not a curated record. Lineage: Eukaryota; Evosea; Eumycetozoa; Acytosteliales; Acytosteliaceae.
AUGAAUGGACAAGCAAAUCCUUCAAACAACAACCACAUACAAAACAACAAUGUUAAUGAUAUAGAAGAAUUAAUGUUUGAACAACAACAACAACAGUUGCAAGAAGAUGGGGUACUACAACAACAACAACAAGUUGAUAUUAUUGACGUUGAAGUAGAUAUAGAUAAUAUAGAUGAAAUGACAAUAGCAGCAGCAACAACAACAACAACGACAUCGACAACAGCUACACCGAAAUCAACAACACCACCCAUUGGUACACCAGCAUUACCUAUUGUGGCGUCGAGCCUGGUGGAACAGUGUUUCGAAGUGAUCAUGGCGAAUCUCGAUUACUACCAGAGUAGCGACCUCUCCAAUGUGCUGCCGGUGCCCAUCAAAGAUAAGAUGUUUGCAUACUACACGUCAAAGAUAUCGAACGAACCUUCGACUUCGCCAUUCCCCAUCACCAGCUACCCGGAGGACCGGUAUCGCGACGUCCAACUCGUCAAUAGGAUCACCUGUCAGCGAGUGAUUCCACUGUGCUUUGCGAUGUGGUCGUCGCUCGACUACCGCUACGAGAAGGUGCGCAAACUCAUCGAGGAGGAGGCAUGCGAUGUCAACGAGAGUGACCUCGAAGGAUUCUGUCCGCUUCACUACGCCGCCAUCUACGGACGUAUCGACGCUUGCAAGUUGCUUCUCAUGCACGGUGCCGACUGCAGCAGAAAGAACAACUUUGGUAAGACACCCGCUGAUUUAGCACAAGAUGUAAAAGUACAACAAAUGAUAAAAUUGAGAGCAAUACUAUUCAGAAAAGAAGAAGUAAAAGAAAUGGAACAGGAUCUCAUCGUAAAGCGAAAGAAAAUAGAGGAAUACAAAAAGAAAAAGUUGAUCGAAGACUUUUUAUCAAAUUCAAAGCAAUUCAGUUCUGUAUUGGAACAAAAAGGUUAUAAUAUGAAGAAGAAACAAUCUGUACAAUCACAAACUCAACAACAACAACAACAACAACAACAACAUCUACAACAAAAUUCAACUUCAACUAUAUCUAAUAAUAGUAAUAAUAACAACAACAACAACAAUAAUAAUGAUAUAUCUCAAUCCAACAACAAUAAUAACGGUUUAAAUUUAGGAAAUAAUAAUAAUAAUAUGAUAUUGGAUAGUAAUAUAAUCGAUUCAACUGUAAAUAAUAAUAAUUUAUCAAUUACUUCACCUACACCUUCGAUUGUGAUCGAUGAGAGCAAUGCCGCUGAUAAUACGCUGAGAACUUUCAUUGCUCAAGUCGAUCUGCCUACCACUCAGCAGUUGUCGGGUGUCAGUAUUCCGCAUCAUCAUCAUCAACCAAAUUCCUACUCGCAAGUCACUCAUUCACUUAGUAAUAUGGCAAUCAGUAUCCCACGCACCAGACAGAGCAACAGUACCGGUCCAAUACCACAUCAUACAAUCGGACUUGACUCGCUACUAGUCAACCCUCAAGAACAACAACAAGUAAUCAACGCACAGCAACAACAUCAACAACUUAAAUCCGAUAAUUUUAAUAAUAACACCAUCACUUUUACAUCAUCAGUGGUAACAACAACAGCAACAACAUCAUCGUCAGGCGAAGACAUUUCAUCAUCAGCAUCCUCAACGACAUCGACUACCGCCACAUCGACACUCUCCAUUGCCAAUGUUGACAAUAAUAGCAUUAGCAGCAACAGUAGUAGUAAUAGCAAUAACAACAAUAGCAAUGCCGAAGUUAUAAGAUCUAAUAAUUCAAAUGCCGAAUGCUGUGAAGUCGAUAAUCCUGUACUAAUGUCUUUAGAUAAUAAUAAAUCAUGCCUAUUAGAUAAUAAUAAUUAA